Messenger RNA from Miscanthus lutarioriparius, 978 nucleotides. NCBI's taxonomy places the organism in Eukaryota, Viridiplantae, Streptophyta, Magnoliopsida, Poales, Poaceae. The record is from the annotation of a GenBank genome assembly.
AUGGACAUGUGGACUUCAAAUCAAAACAAGUCAUACAUGUGUGUAAUUGUACAUUGGAUAGAUGACAAUUGGUAUAUCCAGAAAAGGAUUGUGAACUUUGUGCAUGUACAGGGCCAUCAUACUGGUACAAAGCUCUCUGAGACAUUUACUGAACUUAUGGUUAAGUGGUAUAUUGAUAAGAGAAUGUUUGCUCUGGCCUUGGACAAUGCAUCAGCAAAUGAAGUAGCAGUCAAAGACAUCAUCUCUGAUCUAAGGGACAAUGCUAGUUCAACGGCUUUGAUAUGUGAUGGACUAUUCUUCCAUGUGAGGAAGUUUGAAAGAUAUUGGAAGAAAUCAUCCACUACACUUGCUGUUGCCUGCUUUCUAGAUCCUAGAUAUAAGAAAAGGCUUAUCGAGUUCUACAUGAGAAAAUUCCAUGGCAUCUCAUCUCAAGUUCAUGUUGAUGAACUUGUUGAUGUCAUGAAAAAAUUGUACCAGUUCUAUGCUGCUACUGCUCCUUCAUCUUCAAGGCCUAAAAGUGGAUCAAAUGAUGCUAAGGAUACAUAUGACAUGUUAGUGGACAGUGGAGAUGAUGAACUAGAGAACUUCUUGUAUGAGUCUAGUGGGCAUGGUGCUGAUGAUAUGAAUGAGCUGGACAAGUACAUGGCAGAUCCGCCUCUGAGGCUCAGUGGUCAGUUUGAUAUCUUAGCAUGGUGGAAGAACCAGACCGAUGAGUAUCCUAUUCUUUCAAAAAUAGCUCGUGAUUUGCUAGCUGUACAAGUCUCAACUAUGGCUUCUGAGUCUGCUUUUAGCGCUGGUGGAUGUGUUGUUGAUCCUUUCCGUAGCCGCCUUGACCCUGAAAUGGUUGAAGCUUUGAUAUGCAUGAAAGAUUGGGUUGCUGCAGAAAGAAGAGAUAAGAAGAUUGGUUCUAUUGUUGGUGAUCUUGAAGUUAUUGAGGCCCUUGUUUCAAAGCUGAACAUUGAGACUAUUAGCAACUAA